GAAAACAAUAAAUUCUUAGACAAAGGGUAAAUAAAUUGGUAACGAAGAAAGUCAAAGCGGCGGAGGGGUUAAGACACAAAUAAGGAAAAAUAAAGCAACCUGCCCAAAAGGAAGACAAAAAAAGAUGGCAUUUUUAAAACUCUCAUCUAGAUCUACGGGGAUAGCAAGACCUUUGGUUGAGUUGGUUCGCUUCCAAUCUACCACCACCACUGCAACUACACAAGAUGUUGAAUCGAGUAAUGUUCGUCCCUUUGAAGAAGUUCCCGGUCCUAAAGGCCUACCUUUCUUUGGGUCGUUCUAUCGCUACAUACAAGGUGGUGGCUUCCAUAAGAUGUUUAAUGUGCAAAAGGAGCUAUUUAAAGAGUAUGGACCGAUAUUCAAGGAGACUUUAUUUGGAAGGACUGGAGUACAUGUCAUGGAUCCUAAGGACUGCGAAAAGGUAUUCCGAAACGAAGGAAAAUAUCCCCACAGGACAGUUAUAGAACCGUGGCUUAGGUACAGAGAAGAGCGAGGAUACUAUCAUGGAAUUGCUCAAAUGCAAGGCAAGGAAUGGCAUCGCAUUCGCAAGGCUCUAGCACCAAAGAUGAUGAGACCCAAGCAACUCUACGACAACAUUGAGAACUUUUACGGGGUGGUUGAUGAUUCAAUGGUUAGUAUCCGUAAAGCACGUGGCAAUGGAAAGACUAGUGGAGAAGUACCAACUCUGGAUCAGGAGCUGUUCAAAUUUGCUACAGAAUCAAUUGGGACAAUGGUUUUUGAUGCCAGAAUUGGACUCUAUGAAGACCCACCAAAAGAGGAACCACAACGAUUUAUCCAGUCAGUCCAUGACUUGUUUCAUUAUACGCAACAAAUUAUGUUUGGAUUUGAAAACUACCUCUUCAAAUAUUUCGAUACACCAUCCUGGAAGAAGUUAUGUAAAGCUCAAGACAUCGCCAUAGAGAUUGGCCAGAAAUAUGUGGACAAGAAAAUUGCUGAAUUGAAGGAGAAACUGGACAAUCCAGAGGAAUUACUUGAGGAAAAUGUGGUACCCGUUUUAACAUAUUUGUUGGCCAAGAAGGAACUCACUCCACAUGAAAUUAAUAUCAGCUCCAUUGAGAUGUUCAUGGGCGGUGUAGACACGACGUCCAACACGGCUCUGUGGCUACUGUAUAACCUGGCGAGGAACCCAGAAGCGCAGGAACGCCUGUACGAAGAGAUAGUGUCAGUGACGGGUAAAGAUGGUUACCUUACAGCUAAGAAUAUGGGUCGUAUAUCUUACUUGAAGGCCUGUCUGAAAGAAUCCAUGAGAGUUAAUCCCGUUGUGAUAGGAAACGCCAGGUUUCUUGAUGAGGACAUAGUUUUGAGUGGAUAUAACAUCCCAGCAAAGACCUUGAUCCAACCAUCCAUAUACGCCGUUGCCCAUUCAGAAGAGCACUUUGCAGACGCAGGAGAAUUCCGACCAGAACGAUGGCUGCGGGAGACUGGUGAUGAUUUCCAUGCCUUCUCUCAUUUACCUUUUGGGUUUGGACCGCGCAUGUGCAUUGGUCGACGUGUUGCAGAGCUGGAAAUCUAUCUUUUUGUAUCUAAGUUCAUUCAGCAGUUCAGGCUCGAGUAUCACCGCGAACCAGUGGAACCUCAAAUGCAGAUAUUGAUUAUUCCAGAAGAAACCAUCGUUUUGAACUUGGUAGACAGAAAUAUCUAUAAAUGUAGGUUGGCAACAUCUUGCCAACCAACAUUUACUGUCAAAUUUCACAACGUUAACUUGAAAACUAUCAAGAGAUUUGUCCUCAAAUUACGAAGACAAAAAGAUAUGGCAUUUUUAAAACUCUCAUCUAGAUCUGGGAUAGCAAGACCAAUGGUCAAGUUGGUUCGCUUCCAAUCUACCACCACCACUGCAACUACACAAGAUGUUGAAUCGAGUAAUGUUCGUCCCUUUGAAGACAUUCCCGGUCCUAAAGGACUACCUUUCUUUGGGUCGGUCCAUCGCUAUAUACAAGGUGGUGGUUUUCAUAAGAUGUUUAAUGUGCAAAAGGAGCUAUUUAAAGAGUAUGGACCGAUAUUCAAGGAGACUUUAUUUGGAAGGACUGGAGUACAUGUCAUGGAUCCUAAGGACUGCGAAAAGGUAUUCCGAAGUGAAGGCAAAUAUCCUUACAGAAUACCAUUGGAAUCUUGGUUGAGGUACCGAAAAGAGAAAGGAUAUCAUCCGGGGAUUCUUCUCAUGCAAGGUAAGGAAUGGCAUCGCAACCGCAAAGCACUGUCUUCCAAGAUGUUGAGACCCAAGCAACUCUACGACAACAUUGAUAAUUUCUAUGGAGUGGUUGAUGAUUCGAUGGCUAGUAUCCGUAAAGCACGUGGCGAGGGAAAGACUAGUGGAGAAAUACCAGCCCUGGAUCGGGAGAUGUUCAAAUUUGCUACAGAAUCCGUCGGAACUAUGGUUUUUGAUGCCAGGAUCGGACUUUACGAAGACCCACCGAGAGAGGAACCACAACGAUUCAUCAAAUCAGUACAUGAUUUUCUUUACUCUACUCAACUACUCGAGGUUGGGUUUGAAAAAAUCUUCUACAAAUACUUUGACACACCAGGAUGGAAGACAAUGCGGCAGUCCCAAGAUGCCAUUGUAGAAAUUGGCCAAAAAUAUGUUGAUAUGAAAAUCGCUGAGCUUAAUGACAAACUGGAUGAUCCGGAAGAAUUGCUGGAUGGAAAAGUGGUUCCUCUUUUGACGUACUUGUUGGCCAAGAAAGAACUCACACCCCAUGAAAUCAAUAUGAGCGCUAUAGAGAUGUUUAUGGCAGGGGUAGACACGACGUCCAACACGGCGUUGUGGCUACUGUAUAGCCUUGCGAGGAACCCAGAAGCGCAGGAACGCCUGUACGAAGAGAUAGUGUCAGUGACGGGUAAAGAUGGCUACCUUACAGCUAAGGAUAUGGGUCGUAUAUCUUACUUGAAGGCCUGUCUGAAAGAAUCCAUGAGACUUCAUCCCGUUGUGAUAGCAAACGCCAGGAUUCUUGACGAGGACAUAAUUUUGAGUGGUUUCAACGUCCCGGCAAAGACCUUGAUACAGCCAGCCAUUUAUGUCGCUGGUCACUCAGAACAACUCUUCGAAAGGCCAGAAGAAUUUCGACCAGGGCGAUGGCUGCGAGAGACUGGUGAUGACAUCAAUGCCUUCUCUCAUUUACCGUUUGGGUUUGGACCGCGCAUGUGCAUUGGCCGACGUGUCGCGGAGUUGGAAAUCUUUCUCUUUUUGUCAAAGCUCGUUCAGCAGUUCAGACUUGAGUAUCACCGCGAACCAGUGGCAUCUCACAUGAAGCUGUUGAUUAUUCCAGAAGACCCCAUAAUAAUCAACUUCGUGGAUCGAAAUGCCUAAAGGCCGAACUCGGAUUAACAACUCACUUAACAUCACACACAUACGCGCGUUUAAGUUGUUUUUUAUAGUGAUUAGAGUAGAUUUUGGCACAAGACACGGUCACAGUACAGAAUUGCAUUAACAUUCUUUGAACCAAUCACAGCGCGCGCGAGGUUACUGCACAUCCAAUCAGAAUGCUUGGAUACGGCAUCGCCUGCACAUCACAUCACAUCGCAUCGCAUCGCAUCGCAUCGCAUCGCA
This is a messenger RNA of Actinia tenebrosa (Australian red waratah sea anemone), 3583 nucleotides long. Its product is annotated as cytochrome P450 10. The record is from RefSeq and is a predicted model, not a curated record. NCBI's taxonomy places the organism in Eukaryota, Metazoa, Cnidaria, Anthozoa, Actiniaria, Actiniidae. Gene Ontology annotation, molecular function: heme binding; iron ion binding; monooxygenase activity.